Molecule: messenger RNA, 2001 nt
Organism: Gaeumannomyces tritici R3-111a-1
Lineage: Eukaryota; Fungi; Ascomycota; Sordariomycetes; Magnaporthales; Magnaporthaceae
Exons: 2
Coding region: 59-1909 (616 amino acids)
Molecular function (GO): monooxygenase activity; oxidoreductase activity, acting on paired donors, with incorporation or reduction of molecular oxygen; iron ion binding
Source: RefSeq, a predicted model, not a curated record
CUUUUACGGGGAGAAGUUUUUACACCAGAAGAUCUUAGAUAAUUACAUACCUGCCGCCAUGGGUUUAGGUUUCGAGCUUUCGCCGUUCCAAGGCGGCGGGGCAUCCAUAAUAGCCGCAGCUUUCUACAUCCUCCUGCUUCUCGCCGUCGGUAUAACCCGUCUUUGGACCGGUUGGGUUGCUCGCUCACAGGCGCGCUGCAAGCCGGACGCGGUUUCCAGUGCUACUGCUAUAACAGCGAAGCCGGCCCCUUUAAUCCCCUACUGGCUGCCAAUCCUCGGCCACACCCCCAACUUCGUAUUCAACCACGGCAGUUUUCUCACAGGCCUUCGCGACAGCCUCCCGCACGGCGUAGCCUCACUUAACCUGUUGGGAACGACCCACGUCUUCAUCUUCCGCCAUUCGGUCGGCAGAUCGCUGCUGGCAAAGCCCAGCUCUGCUGCCGAUGCUGGCUGGCUCCGCGCCCGUCUGCUUAGCAAAGCCUUCGGUUACCCAUCCAGCGAGCUCGACGCCUACAUCAAAUUGUCGCCCCGGCUGAACGGCCUUUUCACCCGCUACCUGCUCUCGGACCCAGGCUUAACGUGCAUGGUCGCGGCCACUGCCGGGCGCCUGGCUCGCAACAUUAACCGCUUUGUCACUUUGGGCGCGGCUGAGCAAACGGUGCAGAUGGAAUGGGAGCGCGUGGCUGGGGUCGAACCUGUCACUAGCAUCGCGACUAAAAAUACGGUGGCAGGCAGAGUGCCAUACAGUGGUGCCACUAGCCACAGUAGCUACGCCAGGUCGUCGGUCGAAGCUCCCCUUGACGCCCUGGUGCGCGCUUUUGUCGGCUUCACAGCCAACCCUAGCCUGCUUGGUGACGAUUUUAUGGAAAACUUCCCCAACUUUUGGGACCUGCUCCAGGAGUUUGACAGGUCCUGGAUCCUUUUAGCCCUAGACAUUCCCCGCUGGGUGCCCUCGUUCCUGGCGCCCGGCGCCGCCGCCGCACGCGCGGCCGCCGCCCGGGCGGAAAUGAUGCGUUACAUGUGCGAGCUCGAGACGGCGCUGGACCGCCGUGCCGCCGGCCAGGACGCGGGGCCUCGAUGGCAGCGCCUCGAUACUGUUUCCGGUUUAGUGCAGGCCCGCGUAAUGCUGUACCGCGAAAUGGGCGUAAGCAUCGAGGCACGUGCGGCCAACGACCUGGGGCUCGUUUGGGCCAUGAACACAAACGCCAACAUGCUCGUUUUUUGGAUCGUGGCCCGCAUCGCCGCCGACUCGGCUCUACUCGCCCGAGUGCGUACCGAAGUGGCGCCGUACAUCGGCACGGAGGGCGGUGCGGCAAACAGUGAUCGGAGGACAGUCCGGCAUAUCGAUGUCGAGGGCCUCUGCGCCCGCUGCCCGCUGCUUAAGGCGGCGUAUGUCGAAAGCUUGCGGAUCGACGGCUCGUCGUGGAGCUUCCGGCAGGCGCGGCAAAAUCUCGUGCUAACCGACCAGCACGAGGGCGACGGGCGACUACUGGCACGGUGGCUAGUGCCCAAGGGUGCGUACGCGCACAUCGCUGAGGAGUUGCGCCACACGGACCCGCGCAUUUUCCCGGACCCCUUUACGUGGAACCACGGGCGCCAUAUCACCGUCCAAGAGGCAGUUGGACCGAUAUCUUCUGGCGUGGACGCGCAUGCAAGCAAGGGGAAGGUGGCAGUCGCCAAGAUGGGAUUGGUUCGACCAUAUGGUGGCGGUUCGUCCACCUGUCCCGGGCGUGCAUUCGCCCUUAGGGAGACCAUGGUCUUUGUGGCUGCUAUUUUGCAUCAGUACGACAUUCAUCCCGUAAAUAUCAAGCCCGACGGCUCCUGGGUGAUGCCAGCCCCUGAGUCUAGUUCAGUGGGUAUUAAAAGGGUCAAGCGACCUUUUAGGGUGGUUAUUAGGAGGAGGUUUUAAUUGCCAUCCUAAUCCCCUUUUACCGCUUCUAUCACGACACGUAGGGGCGGAUAAACAGUUGUCAUACUUUUUCAGCACCAAGAAGAUUGUUC